AUCUUUCCUCUGGACUUCUAUACAGCAUCAUUCAGAGGGGUGAAGGGUCCAGAGGAUAUUAGAGCUAACAGGAAAUUGUGUUUCCUCAUCUGUAACUGGCAGGUUGCAACCUGUUUCCUUUUUAUCCUUAAUGAUAACUGGCAUGCAAAUCUACAGCAGUCUCAGGGUGAAAACAAGCUGCUAUGAGUAACAUGUGCAUAACAGAUCUAAAGCAACAUACAAAGAUAUUUGCUUAACUCCAAGGAUGAAGUUCUUCAUGCUAGCAGCAAUGCUUCUAUAUAUUGAUGGUUGCAGCACAAGAGGAGAUUCAAUAGAUGUUACUGAGGUACAAUGGGUAGAACCAGUGGAUGAAAAUGUAAAGAAACUUCUUUCUGAGAUUAGUGCUGAUAUACCCAGUACGACAACCCAAAGCAGUGACACUAUACAAACGACUCAGUUUGGAGACGAAAUCACAACCCAACAGAGUCCAACGACAGCUUCUCUUGUGUUACCAACUGCAAGAAGGAAAGAGUUCAGAAUCUUUUCAAAAAUUAUAAGAAUGCCAACAAAAUCGCCAUCACCCACAGUGGCUGUAAAGGAAGACACUAGCAAGUCCAGCAAUGAACGAAUCGGAACAACAAGAUCAGCACCAGCACAAACGGCGGAUGUUCAGCAGGGACCGAACCGUUCUCCCAGACAGAACUACAAUAAGAACAACCAGAAGCCCAGCUUUGAAACAGCUCGUGGAAAAAAUUGGUGUGCCUACGUCCAUACAAGACUCUUACCGACUGUUGCAAUGGAUAAUGUGGAAACAUAUGUGUCUAGUGGAGCAAAUCCAUGUGGCUGGAAUACUGGAGCCUGUUCAAUGAGGAGUCGAGUGAUCUCACAGCCGGUUUACAGAAUGAAGCAUAAAAUAGUGACGUCUUUGGAAUGGAAAUGUUGCCCAGGAUACAGUGGAGAACAAUGUAAAACCACAGCUCAAAAGGUUCAGGUACAAAUACACGGAAGCCAAGCUGAGAGCAAUGUUGCUGGUAAUACAGUGGAUUCCGGAGAGAAGAAAACACCAACGUUUGAUGAAGGAUUGCAGCAAAAACUGACUGAACAGAUUUAUAACCAAGAGAUUAAGCUAAAUCUUCUGAAUCGGAAUGUGGAAAACAUCUCAUCAAGCCUCCACGAUGUACACAGAACAUUAUAUUCUCUGGAAGGUAAAAUCAAUGAUGCGGACAAAGGGAAAAAUCUGCAGUCCUUCCUAAAAGAUCUGAAGACUAAAAGUAUUACAGAACUAAUCAAAGAUAUUGUUAAGGAUCAGUUCACUGUACUCCAGACAUCCACGAAAGAAACUGUUGCACAGCUCUAUAAAAGUAUAUCUGAAAUGUCUCUUGAAGUGGAAAGAACUAAGGAAUUUGUCAAAAUUUUAAAUGACACAAUAACUUCUACCCAUGAAAAGUGUGUUCUAGAAGAAGAGAGUAAGGCAACAAUGGAUGAUGUAUUAGAGCUGAAAAACCGAGUGGAGCAUCUGAAAAAAACAGCUUUUGUUUGCACUACCUCUUUUAAUAAGAUGGAAGAAAAACAUACAGCUCUAGAAAAGGAGUUAGAGCAUGAAAAAUCCAGAAACAGAGACUAUUUUGAGUCUCUAAAUAGUACACUGAGUAAAAUAAAGGAGAUUCAUGGCCAGUUGUUGACAGAAGAACAUAAUGAGCAACAAAUAAUUUCAGCACCAAAUAAUCUCAUGGAUGAUAACCUAACUGAAUAUAUUCUUGUUCUGCAAGGUAGAUUCAAAAAACAGAAUAUCAUGAUGCUUCAGCUGUAUGAUGACAUCAAUUCACAAGACAGCAAAAUCAAUAACCUUACAAUAACACUGGAUCUUCAGAAACAAUCGAUUGAGAAAGCUUGUGAAGACAGAUUUUCAUCCUGCAAGAAUGAUUUUCAGAAGCAAUUAAAGGGAACUAAUGAGAACAUGUUUGUCUUAAACAAAACUGUGUGUGAUGUUGUCCUCCCUCUUGAUGAUAAGAUUGAGAAGAUGAAUGAGCAAAUAAGUGACUUGUGUUAUGACAUGGAAAUACUGCAACCUCUGAUAGAAAAGGGGGCUCCAUUUAGCAUGACGACCGAAUAUGAGCAUAGAAAUGAUAUAGGAGAAGUUACUGACCAGAUUAAGAAUAUCACAGAAUAUCUCAAUCGCUUAGGUACUAAAGUUCAGGAACUUACUAAAGGCCAGGAGGCACUUCACAGUGAAGCAGAAGAUAAUGAACAGAUGUUUGAAAGACGCAUUAAUGAGUGUUUUCUAGAAGUUGAAGAUGGUCUCAAUAACACCAUGGAUAUAUUAAACAAUGCUGUUGAUUCUAUUCACGAUAAUUUUGUGACAAAAUCAACCAUGUCUGACAUGGAAAAUGUAGUUCAGCUUUACAAUAAUGCUACAACUGAGAAGCUGGAGAGUGUAAUGUUGGCUAUUCCACUGCUGAACAAGACAUUGCAGACCUUGGCCCAUGGACCCAGAAGAAAACAGGAUGCUGAACAUAGUGUAGAUUAUGCUGAAGUUCCAAACAUAGACUUGUUUUCAAAUUUUCUUAAUCUUUCACAAAGAGUAAAUGAUAUGCAGUCCAAGCUAGAGCAAUAUCAGCUAAACAUGACCCAGAUGGAGGAAAAACUGCAACUUUCUGAGAUGAGUGCAAAGAACUGCCUAUCUCAUGUGCAAAGUUUAGAAUCCCAGGUAAAUGUGUUGCUGGCUAAUCAAACCACUGCUCUCAGUUCAAGAAAGGAAGAAGCUGUUCCAAAAGAAAAGCUCCAACAGGAAGUAUAUUCCAGAAUUAAAGCACUUGAGUUUAAAUCAGUACGAUUUUCAACAAGCAUACCACAACUGAACAAAACCGCUAAUGAUGCAAAAGUCUUGUGUCAAACUGUUUUUAUCACUGUUAAAAAAGUCAAUGAAAGUGUACCACAAUUAAUUAAAGCAAUUCAACCAAACAUUACAAGCUUACAAAGGGGUUUUGAGGAGCUAAUUACUUCACUAGUGGAAAUUAAAGUGGCAACAAUUAUGUCCAAUGUAACUUCCUACAUAGAUAAAUCUCUAUCUGAAGCAACAAAUAACAUUGCCAAACUUCAGAAACAAAUGAAGCCUCUUGUGAAGAAAACUGCUGCACCCAAAAAGGUCUCCGCUAAUCCUACUGCGACUGCUAUUGGCCGUAGUCAGAGAAAUACAGACAUUGUGCAUGAAGAUGAAUAUUCUAGUUGCAGAAGCUCUCCCUGUUUUAAUGGUGGAACAUGUAUUAAUGAUAUGAAGGGCUUUGUGUGUGCAUGCCGUCAUCCAUUUGCGGGAGUGAAUUGUAGCCUAAAGAUGUCGGAUGAAAAUAGCCAGUCUCUGGAUUUCUCCAAGGGAUCUUACCGCUAUGCACCAAUGGUGGCUUUUUCAGUCUCUCACACAUAUGGGAUGACAAGUCCUGGACCAAUAAGAUUCAACAAUCUAUAUGUAAAUUAUGGCUCUUCAUAUGCACCCUCCACUGGAAAGUUUCAUGUGCCGUAUCUUGGAGUGUAUAUCUUUAAAUUUACUAUAGAAUCAUAUAGUCAUCGAAUCUCUGGCUAUUUUGUGGUUGAUGGAGUUGAUAAAUUUGCAUUUCAGUCUGAAAAUAUUAACAGCAGCAUGUACAGUGAUAGGAUGGUGACUGGCGAUGCCUUGUUAGAGUUAAACUAUGGGCAAGAAGUCUGGCUCAGAUUAACAGCAGGCACCAUUCCAGCACAGUACCCACCUGUCACAACUUUUAGUGGCUACUUAUUGUACCGCACAUAAGGUUUAUUUUCUAACAUCUACACAGUUAAUCUUUUUGCUUAAAAUGCUAAAAUCAAAAUGAUUUUGACAUCUUCAUUGUAUGCAUUAUAAAUGUAUAUAUGUAUACUGUGAUUACGAUGGAACUUUUAGGGCUCCAGCGCAAAACAUUCCACUGUGCACCCUCAAUUUUAUGUAUAACAGCACAGAGUAGGAGAAACAGAACAUCUCAGUUCCUCAGAGGGAUCGUAUGAAGGAAAGUCCUCUCUGACAUAGACAAACAGCAGGUCCUCUGAGUCAUAAAUCAGUUCAUAUGUUCCGUGCCCCUAUGAGACCAGAAGAGGGUAUACGCCUGAGACAAAAAGAAAAAGGAGAGAUUACUUAUGAAUGCUGCAGUAAUUGAAAUAGUAUAUUAAAAAAUAACUUUUAUUGCUAUGGUUUUAAAUAAUUGCAAUUAGCGUGGAGAAUUGUGUAUAACACUAGGAAAGUGAGGUGAAUUAUUAUAAUAUAAUAACUACAUAUUCAGUGCCCAGGGGGUAAAUGCCACACAGAUUUUCUGCCAUUUUUGCUAUGGGAUUUAAAUUGGUGAUUUAUUUAUGUUUUUAUGUUUGUCUCUGAGACAUUCCAGCUAAUUGUCUACAGCAGUGGUUCUCAAACUCGGUCCUCGGACCCCACACGGUUCACGUUUUCCAUGUCACCCAGCAGGUGCACUGUGUAUCGCCAACUGUCACAUUUUAAAAAUCUACAGGUGACCUGCAAAACAUGAACCGUGUGGGGUCCUGAGGACAGAGUUUGAGAACCUGUGGUCUACCUUAUUCCUGUGCAGUGUCAUAAUGUCAUAAUAAAGUAUGUGUGUUCUUAAUGUAGCAAAAUAAGUAAAAUAAUACUUCUUGUCAA
Pseudophryne corroboree (corroboree frog) is the source of this 4633-nucleotide messenger RNA. It is a transcript of the gene MMRN1, whose product is annotated as multimerin 1. The coding region runs from base 245 to 3760 and encodes 1171 amino acids. The transcript has 8 exons. NCBI's taxonomy places the organism in Eukaryota, Metazoa, Chordata, Amphibia, Anura, Myobatrachidae. The record is from RefSeq and is a predicted model, not a curated record. Gene Ontology annotation, molecular function: calcium ion binding; protein binding.